CGAAAAUCAAAAUUGGAAGAGGAUUCCUGAAAAGGUUGCACUAAAAAUUUUAGAUAAUUUUUCUGGUUAAAUCUCAUCUUGAGAUUUAUAUUAGCAGUAUUAUUCAAUGUUAUGGAAUAACACAAGAUCCAAAGACUAAUGAUUACGUAAUGAUUUUAGAAUAUUGCGAGGAUGGAAAUUUGAAAGAUUAUUUAAAAGUAAAUUAUGUAGACUAUGGAUUAAAAAUUGACCAUUUAUUACAAAUUUCAAAAGGAAUUUUGUAUAUUCAUAACGCCGAAAAAGUUCAUAGAGACCUUCAUCCAGGAAAUAUAUUAUUUAAUAAUACACCAUAUAUAGGUGAUUUUGGAAUGUGUAAAUCAGUAAAAAAUGAAAAUAAAGAAAAAAUUUAUGGAGUAUUACCUUACGUAGCUCCAGAAGUAUUUCAUGAUCAUAAAUAUACGAAAGCAGCAGAUACUUACUCAUUUGGAAUAAUAAUGAAUGAAUUUUUAUCUGAAACAGCUCCUUAUAAAAAUAUUCUUUAUGAUCAUAAGAAAUUAGCGAUGCAUAUAUAUGAAGGUCUUAGACCAACAAUUUCCGAAGACACGCCAGAAUUACUUGCAGACUUGAUAACUAAAUGUUGGGAUGGUAAAGUUGAAAAUAGACCAACUACUAGAGAAUUAUAUCAAAUUUUAAAUAUAUGGAAUAGAGAAAAAUAUAAAAACACAGCAAAAUUUAUUUUCAAAUAAAACAUUGUGAAACUAGAUUAAAGUCAUUGUACGCUCAAACAUAUUAUUCACAUAAAUCAGACGAAAUUAUACUAAAUAAAUCAAACGAAAAUAUAUUUCGAAGUCUAAAGUAUAUGAAUAAAUCAAACGAAAAUAAAUUUCGAAAUCGAAAGUAUUCAAAAAGCUAUUCGAAUACUCCACUAAUUUCGACAGAUUCACUUAGUAGUCUGGCGAGUGCUCUCAGUUGCCAGUUAUAAAAAUUCUCAAAUUUAUAGAAAAAUUUACUUAUUAAGGAUGGGAAGGUGUGGCGAUAAGAAAUUUUUUACUGAUAAUUUGAUUACAGUAUCUAGCAAAGAAUUGGAAGGUUGAUGUAAAUCAAAAUUUAAAUUUAUUUACGUAUAUUUUUUACGAGUUAACAUUUAAAUAAAAUUUUAAGAAGAU
Rhizophagus irregularis DAOM 181602=DAOM 197198 is the source of this 1145-nucleotide messenger RNA. NCBI's taxonomy places the organism in Eukaryota, Fungi, Glomeromycota, Glomeromycetes, Glomerales, Glomeraceae. The record is from RefSeq and is a predicted model, not a curated record.